AUGGAGAAUACCGCCAAACGAACCGCGGGCGAGGCCGUGGCCCCCGCGCCAAAACGCGUCCAGGCCGACGUCCUGAAACAGGUCAAGGAGUCUGACGUGGGCAUCACCCAGUAUAUCAACGAGGGCUACAAGCACGGCGGCGGCUUCUACGGUACCAUCAAGCAGCGCUACUCGGACUUCCAGGUCUUUGAGAUCGACUUGGCCGGCAACGUCGUGCACCUCACCGACUUGGGCGUUGACUUGGGCGCGCUGAAGAAAGACCGGCGCGUCGAGAAAAGACAGGAGGACCGAGCCGAGCUCCAGAACCUCAGCGGCGCCGAGUUGGAAAAGGCCAAGGCCGAGAGGCAGCUCAAAAAAGACGCCGAGAGGCAGCUCACAAAAGACGCCGACGCCCUGCAGGACGCCGACGCCCAGCAGGACAACGACGCCGCCCCCAAGUACACGCUCUCGGAGGAGGACCACGGCCGGCUUUUGGAGCACGUGUCCGCGGCGGAGCUCCAGCAGAUCGAGGCGCUCUUCGGCAACGGCGGCAACAUGGAAACGGCGUCCGUCUUUGGUGACAAGGCGCGGCGCACGCAGUUGCACCAGUUGUUGCGGGUGGCGUUCCAGGGCAAGUUGGAGACCAUCACGUCGCCGCAGAACACGAUCCGCAUCGCGCUCGCCAAGAAGGGCGCGCCCACGCGGCGGGCCAACAACAACCACGUGGACGCGGAUGGCGUGGUCAACUACGGCUUGGGUCCCCACAAGCCGUACUUGCACUUCACCGUGUACAAGGAGAACCGCGAGACCAUGGAGGUGGCGUCGCUCAUCACCAAGUUCUUGCGCGUGCCCAACAAGAGCGUCAAGUACUCCGGCACCAAGGACCGGCGCGGCGUGACGUGCCAGCGGUUCAGCGUCCACAACGGCAAGGUGGCGCGGGUGUGUGCGCUCAACAACGGCUUGCGCGGCUCCGUGUUGGGCAGCUUCCGCUACGAGAACUCGCCGUUGGACUUGGGCGAUCUCCAGGGCAACGAGUUCGUCAUCGCCAUCAAGAACGUGCGGCCGCGCGACGCGGGCGCGGACCUCGCCGGCUUGGUGCGGGCGCUGUUCGACUCGCUCCGCCUCCGCGGCUUCAUCAACUACUACGGCUUGCAGCGCUUCGGCACGUUCUCCAUCUCCACGCACGUGUUGGGCAUCCACCUCCUCAAGGACGACUGGCGCGGCGCGGCGGAGCUCAUUUUGGCGGAGCAGGACCGCGUGGUGCCGGACUCUGUGGACGCCCGCCGCGUGUGGGCCGCCACCGGCGACGCGGCGCAGGCGGCCCGCUUGAUCCCGCGCCGGUGCACGGCGGAGCUGGCCAUCCUCAACCUCUUGGCCAAGGAGCUGCGGGGCGCCACGGGCUACUCGCCGAACCUGUACUUUCGGGCGCUCAUGCAGAUCCCCCGCAACUUGCGGCUCAUCUACGUGCACGCGUACCAGUCGUACGUGUGGAACCUCGUGGCGUCCAAGCGCAUCGAGCUCUUCGGGCUCCAGGUGCAGGCCGGCGACUUGGUCAUGGCCGAGGCCGGGGCCCUGGACGGCGCCGUGGCCCCGGAGAUGGUCGACGGCGUGCCGUUUGCCGAGGACGUGGCCGGCUGCCUGGCGCCCAAGGCCCGUGCGCUCACGCCGGAGGACGUGGCCUCGGGCCGGUACUCCAUCUACGACGUGGUGCUCCCGUCGCCCGGCUACGACGUCGUGUACCCCGCCAACCCGCAGCUCAUGGCCGUGUACGAGGCCGCCAUGGCCAAGGACGGGCUCGACCCGCACAAGAUGGCGCGCCGCGUCAAGGAGUUCUCGCUCGCGGGCUCCUACCGCCCGCUCAUGGGCCGUGCGCACGACGUGUCCUUCGACAUCGUCCGGUACCACGAUGACACGGACGCGUUGGUGCGCACGGACCUCGAGAUCUUGACUGCGGCAAAGGCCGGCCAGACACUUGCCAGGGUGGCGGGCUGCGCCGGGCCGGACGCGCCAAGAACGGCGGUGGUCUUGCGCAUGCGCUUAGGCGUCAGCUGCUACGCGACCAUGGCGCUCCGCGAGUUCAUGAAGACCGACACCGCGGGCUUGUAG
Molecule: messenger RNA, 2085 nt
Organism: Metschnikowia bicuspidata var. bicuspidata NRRL YB-4993
Lineage: Eukaryota; Fungi; Ascomycota; Pichiomycetes; Serinales; Metschnikowiaceae
Gene: PUS7
Product: pseudouridine synthase
Exons: 1
Coding region: 1-2085 (694 amino acids)
Biological process (GO): pseudouridine synthesis
Cellular component (GO): nucleus
Molecular function (GO): RNA binding; pseudouridine synthase activity
Source: RefSeq, a predicted model, not a curated record